UUAACCAAGUUAUCUAAAUUGUUAGAGAAAAUGGCAACAGCUAAACCCCCAACCCCAAAUCAAGCCACCCCAACACAUUCAAAUCUGGUUAGACUCAUUGCAAUAGUCUUACUAGUACUCAUAGUCCUUGUUGGUUUAACCAUUCUCAUCAUUUGGCUAACCAUUAAGCCAAAAAAGUUGGUUUACUCCAUUGAUGAUGGUUCUAUCAACAACUACAAUUUAUCCGAUGGCAACCACCUAAACUCAACCUACGACUUUAUCCUUCGUGCAUACAAUCCUAACAAGAAAGUGUCUGUCUACUAUGAUAAAGUUGAUAUUGAGGUUCUAUAUGAUGAUGAAACUCUUAGCAGAGGGAUUAUUGAUCCGUUCCAUCAGCCUAAAAGAAACGCAACCCGUUUUAAGUUGAAUCUUGCAUCGCAUGAUGUACAGUUGUCGGAUCAGAUUGCACGAGACCUGAAGGCUGAAAGAACGUCAGGUCGAGUUGAGAUGACUGUGAAAUUGAAGGCUAGAAUAAGGUUCAAGGUGGGAGUGUGGAAGUCAAGACACUACCACAUGAAAGUAUCGUGUGCACCUAUAAUGGUUCAUUUUUCUACUUCUUCCAGGGGCUUUCAAAGGACCAUGUGUGAUGUUGAUAUUUGAUUUCUAGGGUUGAAUUGUGUUUUUCUUGGAUAUGAUUAGGGCGUGUUUUGCAAUUUCCUUGCUCUAUUUGUUUUGUUUCUAUUUUUGUGGAUUUGGGUGAAUUUUAAGUAUUAUAAUUUGUAUGUGUGGUUUAUUUAUUUGAAGACAUCACGUGAUACCUUUUAAUA
Lactuca sativa (garden lettuce) is the source of this 806-nucleotide messenger RNA. Its product is annotated as Late embryogenesis abundant (LEA) hydroxyproline-rich glycoprotein family. Lineage: Eukaryota; Viridiplantae; Streptophyta; Magnoliopsida; Asterales; Asteraceae. The record is from RefSeq and is a predicted model, not a curated record. Gene Ontology annotation, cellular component: plasma membrane. Gene Ontology annotation, biological process: defense response to other organism.